AUGUAUGACGAAAAGUGGCGAGCGCUGAGAGCGAAACUGACUCCCACUUUUACCAGUGGCAAGAUUAAAUCUAUGUUUAACACCAUAUCGGAUGUAUCUCAGCAGUUGGAAGAUACAUUUCGAACGGAAGUGGGAUCCGGUGGAGUCUUGGACGUUUACGAUCUUCUUGGUCGUUACACAGUCGAUGUCAUUGGAAGCUGUGCAUUUGGCAUCGAGUGUAAUUCCCUUAAAGAUCCUCAGGCAGACUUUCGAGUUAUGGGUAGAAAACUUUUUACUGAAACCGAAACCAAUAUCCGCUGGAUUCUUUUUAAGCUUACCUAUACUGUUGAACAUAGAGAGCGCGAGAAUAUAAGGAGAAAUGAUUUCAUGGAUCUAUUGAUAGACCUUCGGAAAUCAGAACACAGCCAAGGAUUAUCAGUAGAGCAACUGGCAGCUCAAGUUUUCGUUUUCUUUAUCGCUGGUUUCGAGACUAGUUCCAGUAACAUGAGCUAUGCUCUUUUCGAAUUGGCUAAAAAUAAGGAUAGCCAGAGUAAACUAAGGACGGAAAUUCAGAGUGUACUUCAAAAACAUGGAAAACUGACCUACGGAGCGAUGAUGGAAAUGACAUAUUUGGAUCAAGUUAUCAAUGUGAACGCCAUUCACAACGAUCCCGAGAUAUACCCUGAACCCCACAAGUUCAAGCCCGAACGAUUCGCACCUGAAGCUUGUCAGCAGCGUCAUCCGAUGGCUUUUCUUGGAUUUGGAGAUGGGCCACGAAGCUGCAUUGGAAUGAGAUUUGCGCGAAUGCAAGUAAAGAUGGGAUUGAUCACUUUGCUGAACAGAUUUAAAUUUAGUCCAGCUCCCGGAGAGCCAACAGAGGUUGAAAUUAUAAACCAUGAUAUUGUUAGACGUCCUCAAAAAGGUGUUAAACUAUUUGUGAAGCGUGUUGAAACAUAA
Messenger RNA from Drosophila albomicans, 936 nucleotides. RefSeq names its product probable cytochrome P450 6a14. Gene Ontology annotation, molecular function: heme binding; oxidoreductase activity, acting on paired donors, with incorporation or reduction of molecular oxygen; monooxygenase activity. The transcript is spliced from 3 exons. The record is from RefSeq and is a predicted model, not a curated record. The coding region runs from base 1 to 936 and encodes 311 amino acids. Lineage: Eukaryota; Metazoa; Arthropoda; Insecta; Diptera; Drosophilidae.